Messenger RNA from Ilex paraguariensis (yerba mate), 399 nucleotides. The record is from the annotation of a GenBank genome assembly. NCBI's taxonomy places the organism in Eukaryota, Viridiplantae, Streptophyta, Magnoliopsida, Aquifoliales, Aquifoliaceae.
AUGGAAUCAAUCUCAAAUCUUCUCCCAAUCUCAAAUCUUCUCUAUCUCAUCCCCAAAAUUUCUCACAUGAAUGAUAAUGGUGAGUCGUUAGUGGAUCGCCCAAAGCAAUAUCAGAAGUCAGGAAGAGUUUCCCAGUUGGAACCCUCGAAAUUAAAGAAGGAAGGCCAAUAUCGCAUACCGCAUCAACAAUUUCGAAGAAGGAAAGCUCAGAUUCGAACCUAUUCGGUAGAGGCCGAUACAAAUUCUGGGCAUUGGCUGCAAUUUUGCUUCUCGCUUUUCUGGUCAAUGCUCAUCGGCACCGUCACUCUCCAUUGGUCCGCUAGCAAUCUCAACUGCAUCUUCGUUGUAAAUUUGCAGUCCAGGCUUCAUUGGGACCACCCGGUUAUGCAUACUAGGUGA